This is a messenger RNA of Macroventuria anomochaeta, 381 nucleotides long. RefSeq lists its product as uncharacterized. The record is from RefSeq and is a predicted model, not a curated record. Lineage: Eukaryota; Fungi; Ascomycota; Dothideomycetes; Pleosporales; Didymellaceae. The transcript has a single exon. The annotation marks the transcript as partial.
UCUGCGCUCAACAACCUGUCAAAAGGCUCUCGAGCGCUUGACGAUGCGUAUAGCGAGGCAAUCGUCAGAAUAGAUGGCCAACUACAGGACGAACGCGUACUAGCGAAGAACGUUCUUUCGUGGAUCUCAUAUUCACAAAGGCCGUUGACUACUGGAGACCUCUGCCAUGCCUUAGCAGUAGGGUUAGGCGAUGAAGAGCUUGACCGGGAUAACAUUCUCGAUGUUGAGGACAUCUUGUCUGUAUGUGCUGGCCUUGUCACGAUCGACGAAGAAAGUCAGGUCAUCCGCCUCGUGCACUACACAACCCAAGACUACUUAGAGAGCAUCCGAGAGAAGUGGAAUCCUGAUGCUCAGUACAACAUUUGGCAAGGUCGACGUUAA